CAUAUGAGAAUUAAUUUUUUCAGUUAUCCAUUUAAAAUGUGAACCAUAUUUUUCAUUAGCAUUAGUAUUGUUUAAUACUGUACUUUAUUCAAUUUUUAUAAAUCGUCUACAUAAAUAAUUCUCAUCUAUCAUGGUGCCAGUUGCUAUUGAAGGCUGCACCCAGGGUGCUGAAGGAGGUGGUGCUCGUGGUGGUUCAAUUUCUUUGGCUUUGUUGAUAGAUUUUAUUGUGCAAAGAACUUACGAUGAACUAACUGUACUGGCAGAACUAUUACCCCGCAAAACGGACAUGGAGCGUAAAAUUGAGAUAUAUAAAUUCAGUGCUCGUACACGACAAUUGUUUGUACGUUUGUUGGCUCUUGUUAAAUGGGCCAGCAGUGCUACUAAAGUGGAUCGCUCUGCUCAUAUUAUGGCUUUUUUAGACAAACAAGCUUUGCUAUUUGUAGAAACAGCAGAUGUCUUAGCCCGUGUAGCUAGAGAAACACUUGUACAUGCCAGGUUGCCUACAUUCCACAUGGCAGCUGCUGUGGAGGUCCUUACCUUAGGCACCUACAGCAGACUGCCCGCUGUGAUUCGCGAGCGACUAGUGCCACCUCCGCCGUUAACACCGGGCGAACGGCGGUCUACGUUACGUGCGCUGGCGCAUAUCGUACGACAACGCCUCACCACUGCUUCUCUACCAAGUGAUGUUAGAAAUUUGAAGGUAGAAAAUGGCCGUGCGACUUUUACAGUUGGACAAGAAUUCAGUGUUUCUUUAACAGUAAUGGGAGAUGCACCAAACUUACCUUGGCGUCUCCUUGAUAUUGCGAUUCUCAUUCAGGAUAAUGAAACUGGAGAGGGCAAACCAUUGGUGCACACUUCACAACUGGCGUGGUUACGUGGUGUGGCUCAAGCUCGACUCGCAGCCGCAGGUCUCGGUGGAGCGCUUACAGCUUUGAGAUAUUUUUGUCGAUCUCUUUCACUGGAAUUGCUGUACACGCAAACACUUAGAUUAUGUCGAGACCGCCUGUCGCGGCAUUUACAAGUCGACAAAUAUAUACCUGGACAUAAACUGCAAGUUUCUUAUUGGAGAGAGUUGGGUUGCGAACUUGGGUAUCGUCUGAUCAUCGGCGCGGAAGGCGAGUCGCUGUGCGUGUGGCACGUGCCCGCGCUGGCUGGCGGCGAACGUGUUGCUACCGCUCUCACGCCGCACGCGCCCUCCAUGGAGCGGCUGCUCGCGCACACCGUGCACGUGCGCUCGCGUCAGAGGCUCAACGACCUCAAGGUGCUACUCACCGAUCUCGGGGUGGAGUGCAGCGUGGGCGGGUGGCCGUGCGUGCUGGCGUGCUCGGCGCUGUGGCCGUGCCUGCGCGCGGAGCAGCUGCUGGUGUCGGCGGGCGCGCACGCGGGCCGGCUGCGCGCGCGCGUGCCCGCCUACCCGCACGCGCCGCGCAUGCAGGACCUGGCCGCCGCGCUCGCGCUCUCCAACGUGCCGCAGAUCAAGGCGCUGCUCACGCAGCUCAGAUUUUGGUUGGUGGCGCGGCGAUGCGAAAAAACGUUGCAGCAUCUCCCUGCUAGUGCAUGUGAGCACCUUCCGUUUCUACAUGGUCCUGAGCAUCCACUGAACAAACUGUCUCCUGACCGGCUCUAUGUGACCUUGCAUCGACACACUGAUCAUAUACUUAUUGUGGAGAUGAAGGAAGUGGCUGCGGGUAGCACUGCUACAACGAGCAACAGCGCCAACAGUGGCAGUGCGUGCUCGGUGGCACUCUCGUUCCACCUAGCUGGUGCGCGCCGCUGUACGCCCGAUGAGUGUGAAGACGAGUCAUCUGCAACGGCGGCAGCGGCAGUGGCUGCAGCUGGCACUCCGAGUACUGCGCGAGCGUUCCUCAAGUUGCAUUCUCUCGUUGAACUGGAUACGUUCACUCUCACGCACGGACCCUUCACUCCCCUGGAUACACCUGGCAUGCAGCCGGGUAAGCGCAAGUUGUGUGGAAGUUCGUCGAGUGCGCGCGCGGUUCGCGUGCGUCAGCCGGCGUACUUCCUGCCCGAGCUUGCCCACGUGGUCGCCGCUGCUGACGAGCGCGUUCCCUUCGUCAAUCUCGCUCAAGAGCUGGCGGCGCGCGGCGUGACGCACGGCGGCGUGCAGCCGGAGUGGAGCGGCGCGGCGCUGGGCAUGCGCGCGGUGGCGCUGCCGCGGCCGGCCGGCGCCGCGCCCGCCGCGCACGCCGCGCUGCGCGCGAGGCUGCUCGCCGCCACCGUGCGCCUCACCACCAAGAACCAGGCGCGCGUCUGGACCGCAGAGAUCGUUUUCCACGGCUCGCCGGUGCGCACGCCCAACCCCAAGGAGCAAGGCGAACGCCGCUGCGUAUACCUGCAGUACGAGCUGGGCACGGAUGCUGGCCGCACCGCCGACGCGUUCCUGGCCGACUGGGCCGCCAUCGUGCACCUGCACACGUUACUGCAUGAUUUCAUGCAGCGACCAGCACAAGAGCGCGAGACGCUGUGGCAGGGCGUGUGCAUCCGGUCGUAUACGUACCGCUCGCUGGUGCUGGGGUUCGGUCCGUCGCAGCGCGCCACCGCCGUGCUGCAGUGGAGCGCGGCCGCCCAGCGGUACACGCUCGCCACGCCCGCACACCAGCCCGCCGCCAACGCGCACCACCUCCUGCACCACCACCUCGACCACUACAUCAACUGGCACAAGGAUCUGAUGUCGUUGGGCGUGGUGCUGCGCGAGACGUACGCACCGCUGCUGGCUCUGAGUCGGUUGCCGGCGCUGCCGCAGCUUGGCCUCCAUCACGUGCGCACGCUCAUGCCCACGCCCACCUUCACGUUGCUUGCGCACUCAUGGCGGAAGAUUCGAAUAAUCUAUGCCGGCGCAUAUUCCCUGGAAGUUGGUAUCCGCGGCGGCGGUGUGGUCACCAUACGAGACGGCUCCUACUCGAAGUUUGAUCGUAACACUGUCGUUGACGAAUUCGCUCCUGCGCAAGGUCUUAAGACAUUUUUGUCAAGAUAUGUCGAGGAGACCUUAAGUACAAGAUUAUUAGCCGAAGAUGAUAAUCCUCCAUCGCCGAUGUCACCAAUGCCACCAGGUGGGCUGCGGUUCCCCGCGCCGAUGACGCCGCCGCAGCCGCACACGCCGCACUCGGCGCCGCUCACGCCGCACCCCGCCUCGCCCGCGCAGCACCAGAUGGGCGCCGGGUCGUUCAACCUGACGUCGCCCCCGGGUGCGAGCGGCGGCGCGGGCGUGGGCGUGGGCGGGGCGGGGGGCGCGGGCGCGGGGGUGUCUGCGUCGCCCGCGUCUCCGAUGGCGCCGUCGCCGCUGGCCGCGCCCGCGGCGUCCCCGCACCCGCCCCCCACCUCGCCCUUCACCACGUGGCCCGCCUCGCCCUCUCUGCCACGCCCCUCGCCAGGUCACCACCCUUCACCAAGGCAUCAUCUCGAUCACAAAGGCGGCGCGAGCCAGGCGGGCGGCGCGGGAGGCGCGGGGUGCGCGGCGGGCGGGCGCGGCGGGCGCGCGUGGGCGGGCGCGAGCGCGACGCCGCUGGCCGUCAGCAAGCUGGAGGCGCUGUGCACGCCCGGCGACCCGCCGCCCGCCGCGCCGCCCGGCCCGCCGCUCGCGCCGCUGCAGCGGUUCCUCGCCUGCGUCUACAUGAAGCGCACGCUGCAGCGAUUCGUGCAGCAGGAGGACUAUCUGACGAUGGUCUCAGCGGACGCGACGAGCCUCGCCUUCCGUUGCGACAGCGCGGCGCUGUCUGCGCGCGUGUUUCUCAACCCGCAGCACAUGCAGUCCUUACAUUUACAGCUCACGCCACUACCCGAUCUCAAAGAGCAAUGGACUACUGAUGAUCUGCAGGUGAUCGAGAAGUUCUUCGAGCAGCGCGUGGCGAUAGCGCCGUACCGCGCGACGGCGCUGCAGGGGUGGGCGCGGGCGUGGGGCGCGCCGGGCGCGGCGCUGCCGUCGCUGGUGGCCCUGAUGCGCGCCGAGCUGGCGCCGCCCGCGCCCGCGCUGUGGGCGCUGCAGUGGGCGCUGCGCAUCCCGCCCGCCGCGCCGCAGAUCGUGCCCGCCGGACAGCCCGCCGUGCUGCUCGCCAAGCACAAGAUAUUGUUCUUUAUUUGUUUAACACGAGGCGACACGCAGUUGGUACUGCCGCUCGUAUACGACAUGCAACUGAACGUGACACAGCUCGCUGACAAACGGGACUCUCAACCGCAUCUGAUCGCUGUCAGCUUGCAUCUUAAACGUUUCAGCGAGUUCAACCAGUCGCACUCUGAGUGCACGCUGUGGCCGGCGGUGCGCGACCUGCUGACCAACUUCACGCUGCCGCAGGAGGCGCCGCAGCCGCCCGCGCCGCCGCCGCCCUAGCUCGCGCGACUCGCGCACCGAGCGCACUAGACCUGCACACGGACACCAUUCAUCGAUUGAACAUCGCUCAUACUGAACUCUAACGAUACGUGUUAUUAUAUCGUAACAGUGGAUUAUUACAUGUACAUAAAAUAUUAUGAAUUCUUUAAGAUUUAGUUUUAGAGAUCGUUUGUAUGUGUAGUCACAUCGUAGUUCCGAUACCCGCGUUGCACACGUAAUCUCACUGCGUAUAGAAGGAAUAUACUUCCUUGUCCCUAUAGACUGGACUUUGACUAGUGUUGCUAAAACAUCAUGUGUAAAUAAAUGUAUGAUAUGAAUUUGUAUUGGAAUAAAACAUCAGUAAUUUAGAUAAAAUAUCUAACGGUUAAUACGAGGUGAAUUAUUCGUAGGUUAUGUUAUGUAAUAAAAAUCUUUUUUAUAGUGAAUUUAUUAUCUAGGAGUAAGUUUACGUAUGUAUUUAA
This is a messenger RNA of Achroia grisella, 4803 nucleotides long. RefSeq names its product mediator of RNA polymerase II transcription subunit 14 (gene MED14). The record is from RefSeq and is a predicted model, not a curated record. Gene Ontology annotation, cellular component: core mediator complex; mediator complex. The transcript is spliced from 24 exons. Bases 131 to 4342 code for a protein of 1403 amino acids. NCBI's taxonomy places the organism in Eukaryota, Metazoa, Arthropoda, Insecta, Lepidoptera, Pyralidae. Gene Ontology annotation, biological process: regulation of transcription by RNA polymerase II. Gene Ontology annotation, molecular function: transcription coregulator activity.